ACUGCUAAUCUAAACAAAGAUGGCGGCCUGUGUAAUUCGUCGAACCUUGCUGUCCACUGUUAGUAAAUAUAAUAGGAAACACGCCAUCCGUGUACUAAAUGUCAAUUUAAACAGUAGACAAAAUCCGAAUAGGACACGUUUAUCAUGUAGCCUGUUCAACGUCCAACAGAAACGGUUUAUGUCGUCAAGGCCAGAGGGGAAGGUUCUGGAGACAGUAGGAGUGUUUGAAGCUCCCAAACAGCAGGGGAAAUAUGAAACAGGACAGUUAUUCUUGCACAGUGUGUUUGGCUACAGAGGGAUCGUGCUCUUCCCCUGGCACGCCCGCCUCUACGACCGUGACGUCACUCCUACUGCGACGGAGAGUAAGCCUACAGAACCCCCUGGGGCGCACAGGUCCAAAGAGGUGAAGGGGAAAACUCACACAUACUAUCAGGUUCUGAUAGACACCAGGGACUGUCCCCACAUUUCUCAGAGAUCACAGACUGAGGCGGUGACGUUUCUGGCCAAUCACGAUGACAGCAGGGCACUUUAUGCCAUUCCAGGGCUGGACUAUGUGAGUCAUGAAGAUAUCUUGCCCUACAACUCCACAGACCAGGUCCCCAUUCAACAUGAGCUGUUUGAGCGUUUCCUCCAGUUCAAUGCCUCCAAAGUUCCCCCGUUUGUCCCGCGGGACACGCUGCAGGCGUGGCAGGAAAAGAACCACCCGUGGCUGGAGCUGUCGGACGUGCACCGUGAGACCACUGAGAACAUCCGCGUCACCGUUAUCCCCUUCUACAUGGGCAUGAGGGAAGCCCAGAAUUCCCACGUAUAUUGGUGGCGGUACUGUAUCCGUCUGGAGAACAUGGGGGAGGAGGUGGUGCAACUAAGGGAGAGACACUGGAGGAUCUUCAGCCUCUCAGGCACCCUGGAAACGGUCCGGGGCAGAGGAGUGGUGGGACGGGAGCCAGUGUUGUCCAAAGAGCAGCCUGCCUUCCAGUACAGCAGUCACGUCUCACUGCAGGCACCCAGCGGGCACAUGUGGGGUUCCUAUCGGCUCGAGAGGCCCAACGGCACCUUCUUCGACGUCCGCAUUCCGCCCUUUUCCCUCGAAAGCAAGAAAGACGAUACACCCAACGGCUUCCUGCCCGGCCCUUUCACCUCACUGGCCUGAGUCGAUCCAUGCCAUCCUCCAAAGUGCCCCCCCUCCAAAGUACACCCACACACUCAUAUCACCCUCUUCAAACCCUGCCUAAAGCCUGCCCCUGUCCUGUUCACCACUCAUUCUCCUCUUCACAUAGGCUGUACCACCUAAUCAUCAACUGUAGCCCCUUCUGCCAAUACAAAGGCACUAGGAUCUUGGAUCGAUGUCAAUACUAAGUCAAUGGGAAGUGUGAAUGUGACUCUACGCCAAACCUUGCAGAGAGCCCUGUAGAGCUAAGCAUGGUGCACAUGACCGGCGACAACCUUGUCUGCACUACAUGUACAGUACCACUAGUAGGAUUAUGUGUGGCACUUCAAUAACGACCUUUGCUCUGGUAGCACAUGGCGGUGUUGUGUCAAGACAGGUGCUGUCUGUGGUUCUCUUCUAAUGAAAAGUAGUCUACCCAACAUUUAGUCAGCCGGCUAGACGAGUCAAUACUCUUAAAUUGCUUCCUUUUCUCCUCUCCAGUCUCCUGCCCUUCAGUACAACUCCUAUGGGUUAAAGGGCUGGAAAGGUUUCUGCCAUCUUGUUUUUCACCAGUCAUAUCAUGCAGGGCAGGCUCAGCAGUGGAUGAGGAAAGGAAACUAUCACAGACUAUUCUGACCUUUUCAUCUAUUCCAGACUGAUAAGACAUUUAAGACUUUUAGACUCUUGAGACCGUUAGGCCUAAUACUGUUAGACUAUUUGUGACUAGGCCAGUGCAUGUUUGACUGUGAAAAGGACAAACCGAGUAGAAGCUCAGGCUGAGAGGAACACACACAUGGUAGGAUAUGGUAUUCAGUAUCCUACUGAGAGACUAUCGUUCUGUUGUUUUUUUUUGGAUCAUCUAACAUGUUUCCCCAGACAUUUUAAGCCCAUUUCUUGCUAAACCAUAGUGAAGCGAUAAGUAUAACUUGUUGUGAAUUUAACACUAUCUGUUACGUUUUAUGUCGGUCAACCACAUACUGUAUGUGUGUACACAAAUGAAGAAGAGCAGUUGACUGAGUGUUUGACAUGAGGGACAUGAGUAUAGUGUUUUUUUGUGUGUUUUAUUUGAACCACAUAGCACCUAUUAUAAUAUACUGUAGAUAGACUGUUGCUUAACAUGAGUUUAGAGCACUUCCUAACCAACGCUCAUAGUAGACCUACUCCCAAAAAGAACCGAGGGCCUUGAUUCCUACCCGCUAUCAGUGCUGUACUUAUCAGGACAUAUUGUACCUCAACCCUCUAACACAGAGGCAGCAAAGCUGUGGCGUAGUACACGACUUAGUUAUAAUCAUGCUGCUUUAUUUAUCACACAAGUUGUUAAAGGGGAAGGUCAGUAUUUUACAACGUAAUGUUAAAUGGUUCCUCACCCUGAAAGUAUGUGCUGCAUGCCCCUAUCACUCCCAUCGUUUUGUUUAGCUAGCAGUGGCUAAAGCUAGCUGAAGUUUGUGUUGGCUGUUUAAAGAAAACUGAACCAGGGAUUAUAGUUUAUCCUGGGCCAGAGACUACUUUCAAGGUCUAACAUUAAGUUGUAAAAUAUUGUACAUUCCCUUUAAAGAUGGAAUCCGCAUUAGGGGUAACAGCCCACUGUCUGCCCAAGCACCUUUUGUUAUUGUUUUUGUUUUGUGGACGAAACGGAGGUGAGGUGCGUCGAGCAGUGUGGUAAAAAAGAAAUUGGUACAUAUUCUGCUGUUCUAUCGUGCGUGCAAUGAUGUCCGAGGGAAUAAACAGUUUGUUUGUUUGCAGUAACUUUUUUGGGGUGUAAUAUCCGAACGGACGUGGCAGUUUCACCAUUAAGAAUUCCGGCUUUAAGUUGUUCUGCUAUGAUAUGAUCACAGCUGAUUCACUGCUGAUCAAAUAGCCAAUAAACAAUCAUAGACGCGCAAUUACUAGAUUGUUCAAUCAAUGGCAGACAUUUGAAGUUGUCAAUGUAGGACUGAAGUGUUACUGUAUAUCUAGUAAUUUCAUGGUGAUUUUUAAGUAUUCAUGCUCGUAUUUUUGGCACAUUCCUGUAUCUCCAGGAAAGGCAAGGCACUGCCACACAGUGACCUCAACCGAGGUCGGGCCUGUAUAUUUGUUAAUGUUAAUUUAUACUUUAUUAUGAAUAUUGGAUAUAUAAUAUAUUAUACAUAAUUACUUUAUGUGAAGGAAUCAAUCUUUUAUAGAAUUAAUGUCGCUGAAAUGACACUGAGGCUUUUUGUUAGUCCCUGCAUGUUUUACAUUUGAAUGGAAAUGUACAAUUUGUUAAUGUGAAUGUAACUGGUUAAAUGGAUCAGUGUAUGGAUUUGUGUACUUCAGUUUGGGAAUCCUAAAUAAACACUUCUGUUAAUCACUG
This is a messenger RNA of Coregonus clupeaformis (lake whitefish), 3479 nucleotides long. Its product is annotated as polymerase delta-interacting protein 2-like. Gene Ontology annotation, molecular function: DNA binding. Bases 20 to 1150 code for a protein of 376 amino acids. The record is from RefSeq and is a predicted model, not a curated record. Gene Ontology annotation, biological process: error-free translesion synthesis. Lineage: Eukaryota; Metazoa; Chordata; Actinopteri; Salmoniformes; Salmonidae. Gene Ontology annotation, cellular component: nucleus; mitochondrial nucleoid. The transcript has 11 exons.